This is a messenger RNA of Paramecium tetraurelia, 498 nucleotides long. RefSeq lists its product as uncharacterized. Lineage: Eukaryota; Ciliophora; Oligohymenophorea; Peniculida; Parameciidae. The transcript is spliced from 3 exons. Gene Ontology annotation, molecular function: protein binding. The record is from RefSeq and is a predicted model, not a curated record.
AUGAGUUCAUUUUAAAGUGUGUUUGAAACAUUUUCAGCUAAUUAUAAACACAAUGAUAUGGUGAUAGGUGAUAAUGGAAAGAUUGUUGAUGAUACUUCUUCUAAUGGUGGUGGUUAUUGUAUGUGUGAGAAAGUGAUUCCAAAAAUAGGUGAAAUACGGUUUGAAUUUGAAAUACUUAGAAUUGCUAAUUGGUGUGAAGUUGGAAUCGGAUUUAGAGAAAUGAUUAAAUAAAAUGAAUAUAAAGGUGAUGGUUAAGGUAAAGGAUCAUAUUUGUUAGGUAAUUCGGGUUCAACAUAUUUUCAUCUUUCAAAUAAUACUCAAGGAAAAGCAUUUAAUUUCUAAGUUAAUGAUAUAGUGAUAAUAGAAGUGAGUGUAGAACAUAAAUAUAUAAAAUGGUCUAAAUCUAAUUCACAAGAUUAUUUAAUCACACAAAUUGAUACAUCCUAAGAUUUAUAUCCAUGUGUCUAUAUGAAAAAUUCCAAAAUUAAAAUCAAAUGA